Molecule: messenger RNA, 1340 nt
Organism: Corylus avellana
Lineage: Eukaryota; Viridiplantae; Streptophyta; Magnoliopsida; Fagales; Betulaceae
Product: protein RGF1 INDUCIBLE TRANSCRIPTION FACTOR 1-like
Source: RefSeq, a predicted model, not a curated record
GUCUAAGUUUUAGGUCGUUUACCUCUCUCUCUCCCCAAGCAAAUCUCUCUGUGAUUUCUCUCUCUCUCUCUCUCACAAUUCCAUUGUCAUCUGUGAAGAUCACAUUCUCCCAGAUAACCAUUGUUGCACAUUCACCUCCGUCUGAUAAUGGACACAACAUUGGUGCCUCCAUGGCUAGAGCCAUUGCUAACCACUUCCUUCUUCUCCGUCUGCCGGAUUCAUGGAGAUGCGGCAAGAAGCGAAUGCAACAUGUUUUGCUUGGACUGUAACGGCGACGCAUUUUGCUUUUAUUGCCGUUCUUCACGCCACAAGGACCAUCAAGUCCUUCAAAUAAGAAGAUCUUCAUAUCACGAUGUGGUGAGGGUUGCAGAGAUUCAAAAGGUGUUGGACAUAAGCGGAGUUCAGACGUAUGUGAUAAACAGCGCCAGAGUUUUGUUUCUCAAUGAGAGACCUCAGCCGAAAGCUGCAAAGGGGGUUUCCCACAUAUGUGAAAUCUGUGGGAGGAGCCUCUUGGACCCAUUUCGUUUCUGUUCACUUGGUUGUAAGCUUGUAGGAAUAAAGAGAAAUGGGGAUGGAAGCUUUAAGUUAGAGGCUAAGAAUGAAGAACUAUUAAUGGAAAGAAGGGAAGGGAUUAUUCCAAGGAGAUCAGUCUCAUCAAGAGAGGAAGAAGAAUUGCGUGAUGGCGCACAACAAGACAUAUACCCAUCCACGCCUCCCCCACCUCCUUCUAAUGCAAGGAGAAGAAAAGGCAUUCCUCAUAGGGCUCCCUUCGGAUCCUAAUCAAGUGCCCUCUCCACCCUCAGAAAAACAAGUACAUUUAUCCAACCCAACUUUCUCUUGGACAGAUUUGGCUUAAGUGCUGUGGAAAAGGAAAAAGAAAAAAUUACAGAAGAUUUUUUUGUAAUUUUUUCAACGGUUCAUAUUUAAAUUUAUACUCUCGUUUUCAUAAAAUAAACUAUGUAAAAUCUCUUAUAAUUCUUUUUACAUCACCUAAGUUACGACCCACCAUUUGGGGUCUUUGUCCGGAGAAAGUAUUGGGUAGCCUUCGGUGGGGGUUGUCCAAAAGACAAAAAAAGGUGUGCAAGAAAGUUCUCUCUUUGGGAGGGGGGGAGGGGGGGAUGGGACCCAAACAACAAAUUCUCUCUUGUGAAGAAGCAAUAAUGCACAAUUGUUAUUGAUAGUUGCAAGGUGUACCAUGUCAUUAAGAAAUUGAAAGCAAGUCUUUGUGGAGUCCGUUUUAUAGUUUCCCAAUGGCCCACAACCACAUGGGCCGUUUACAUAAAGAAACAACACCUUUUUAUUGUUUAAUACAUGUAAUGGGCAAAUCAACUUUGUAUCAA